CUCCAUUCUCUCGCGGCCAGACUCCAAAGGCACAUUUGUCCACGAUGUCUUCUCGCAUUUUGGGCCAAUUAUUAGGCCGUUUAUAUUUAUCUAGAAGUCUUAGAACACUUGUAGUUAGACACACUAACCGGUGUUUUGGCAGCGCUCGCGCGAGUGCUGUGUUUUCAAGAAAUGGGAAGAUCGUAAGUUUAUGUGCUGCAGAACAAAGCCAUACAACACCUAACAGCUAUGUAUCAAGUAAUUUUUACUGUGGAUUUCACUCAUCCGCGUCUCUUUGUGAAGAUAGUGUUGUUGUAAAGACACCACCAUUUGCUGAAUCCGUUACAGAAGGUGAUAUAAGAUGGGAUAAAGCUGUAGGUGAUGCUGUAGCUGAAGAUGAAGUUGUUGGUGAGAUUGAAACUGACAAGGUAUGGAUAUUCAGCAGAUAGGAAGUGAUGGUUA
This is a messenger RNA of Exaiptasia diaphana, 441 nucleotides long. Its product is annotated as dihydrolipoyllysine-residue succinyltransferase component of 2-oxoglutarate dehydrogenase complex, mitochondrial. The record is from RefSeq and is a predicted model, not a curated record. The coding region runs from base 45 to 428 and encodes 127 amino acids. The transcript has 6 exons. Lineage: Eukaryota; Metazoa; Cnidaria; Anthozoa; Actiniaria; Aiptasiidae.